AUGGCAGGCCAGGAAAAUGGACAUGUAUCGGAGCCGGUGGUUAAGCAGGAGACACAGACAGUUCCUCGAUUUUCAACACGCAGAAAAAGUCCUAUCAGGUGGACAUUAGGACUGGUCGUUCGGUUAUGCAUCUGGUAUACCUUGCUCACACCAUUUUUGCGGUGUCCUUCACGCCUAUCUGAUCUGACAGACUCGUCGCCGCGUGUCUGCAAGCCCUAUCUGAUCGCUCGGUCGCACAUGGAACCAUAUGUCACGCCGUACUACGACACCUAUGCGGCGCCCUAUGUUGACCAGGCCCGCCCAUACGUCGAAGUGUUCAUCCAGCAGGUCUACACACCUGCGUCCAACGUCGCUAAGUCCGGCUAUGAGAAGUAUGGUGCCCCUGCCUGGCAGCAUGCUCAAGCAUAUGGUGCGGCGCAAUGGAAGGUCCAAGUGACGCCGCGCUUGGAAGCCGCCCAGGACAAGGCGCAUAAGCUGUAUCUGGCCGAAGUCGAUCCAUAUGUCCAGCAGGGUGUCGCAGUGGUGUCGCCGUAUUAUCAAAAGGCCAGCAACGCCGCAUUCACAGUUUACUGGGACCACCUGGUGCCCUUCUACACGCGUUCUCAGCCCUUUAUCGGCAAGACCUAUGCGACUGGUCAGGGUAUCUUGACCACACAAGUCAUGCCGGGGGCGCGCUACACUUGGUCCUCGGUGGUCUACUUCGCGAACAGCUCGCUAUGGCCGCACGUUACUGGUCUGUACUCCGAGCAGGUUGAGCCCCAGCUAGUAAAGAUUAGCCAGCGGCUGGCGAGUUACCGUGAGGGUAAGCGGCUCCGCGCGGUCAUUGAGGAUGUCGAUGGCUCUACUACUGAGCAACCUGUAUCUUCGACUGUCACCAGCUCUCAGCAGUCGCUUCGUCCUCCCACUAGCGUGGUCACCACUACUUCCACUAAGGGAACCCCAUCCGUGCAGCCUACUCUUUCUCCCGAGGAAAUUGCCAAGGAGGCUCGCAAGCGCAUCGACUCGGAUCUCGAGAGGUGGCAAGAGAAAUUUGCCGUUGCCGCUAACCGAGGGAUUGAGGACCUUGAGGGGCGAAUCGAGGAAAUCGUGACGGCUCUUAUCGCGAGCAGUGCGAGCGGCCAUGGUCAAAGCUUGUCCACAGCGCUCCAAGCGGUGGCAUCCGGCCAGGUCGCCUCCACCAAACAGCGCAUUAAUGAGCUUGUGGAGUCCUUGCCCGAGGAGGAUGCGCCGGAAGAAGAGCAAGCGGCCCGUGAAGAACUCGUCAGUGAGAUUCGGACUUCUGCCAUCUCAGUGAGGGAUCGUGCUCACGCUCUCCGGGAGUGGUCCUUGUCUUUCGAGGAUGAGCUCACACGCCGGGUUUUCGCUGCUAUUGACUCCACUUUGGAUGUUCUGGACAACAUCCGUGACCUCGGCCUGCAAGAAAUCGGCAUGCGGUGGGCGUGGAUGGACAAUGUUACCUAUAAAGACUGGGCAAGAUAUCAUGCUCUCAAGGCGCAGCUCGACGACUGGCGUAGCGAGAUACGGAAGGUGGGCAUGAACCACCAAUCGGUUGUCAACGCCAGGGCUGUGGCUUCCGAGAUCUUGGAUAGUGGCAUGGAUGUUGCUGAGAAAACCGCCACGGAACUGGUCCGACUCAAGGAUGUUGGUAAUUGGAAGAUUGCCGCUCGCGAGGUGGGCGACAAUUUCGAGACCCGAACUGAAGCUCCCCCGCCCCGCCCUAAGCCGCUGCAGGAAGAGGUCGAGGAGCCUGCUGAGACAUCUGAAGUUGACUAUGACGAGUCUUUGGAGGAUUCUUCGGAGCCAGAUGAGACUUCUCUGGGUCCUGAGGACACCACUUCGACAGCCAGUGAUCAAGAAAAUGAGACUCCCGAGCCAGAAAAUUAUUCACAGGAUGAGAAGAUGGACGCCGAUGAAGCUUUUGAAGGUCUGCAAGGAUCUGCCAAGCCUGCAUUUGGCGUUGCUGCCGCAAAUGCCAACUCCCGGCAGGAGCCCAUUACCGAUGAGGAGGAUCAGGACCUUUUGCAAAAUCUGGCGAACAAAGCUGGAAAUGCUUAUGACGAUGCGAGCUCGGCUUUGGCUGACUCGACUUCUCAGGCAAAGGUUCUCUACGACAUUGCCAAAUCCCAAGUGAUGGGACAGAUGUCCCAAUCCAGUGCCCCUGCCCACGCUCAAGUUUUGUCUUCUAUCGAGUCCGCUUACCUUGGAGCCGUGAAAUAUGCUACCAAGGAAUUUGAGGCGAAGCUCGGAAAUGUAAAGGCUACGCCUACUCCGUCAGGUCCUCUCGCCCACAUCUCUUCCGUUGCAUCCUCCAGACUAAGUGAAGGCCUUAGUCUCGCCUCCGUUCAGCUGGCCCAAGUCCGACAGACCGAAGCCUCUACAAGCUCCGCCGGUUUCCAGCCUUUUGUCUUGGAUGCGCAGCGCCGCUACUAUGAGGCUGUUGGCCUGGCUCAUGAUCACUACACUGCCUUUGUGUCCACAGCAUCCGAGGCAGUAUAUGGCAUUCCCACACCCACUCCGGCCCCUCUUGGCUUCCAAGAGCUCAUCGACGCGGCUGGAUCCCAGUACUCCCUGGCCUCUUCAUUGGCCUCCGCCAGCCUUGCCGCUGUGGUCGCCUCUGCAAGCUCCGUCGUUUCCUCGGCAGAUGAUGGCAAGGCGCAAGGCAUUAUUGACGACGCUUCUUCCCGCUACCAUGCAGCCCUUACCGCCGCCUCUGCCUCCCUAUCUCGGGCGUCUGUUUCGGCUAGCUCUGCCUUCUAUGGAACCACCCCGGGACCUCUAGAGUCUCUCUCCUGCCAGGCCUCGGAGCACUGGGAAGCUCUUGUUUCUAAGGCUAGCGAACAGAUCUAUGGCACCCCUGAGCCGUACCUUCAGCAGGUUGUCCAUGACCGCUUGCCUCAGUUCGAGGCUUUUCAGGACGUUGUUUCUGAACUCCUCGUCGGCAAGCAGCCUUCUUUCACUGAGAGUGUGCUGAGCAAGCUUCGUGUUGCAUAUGAAACCCCCUACCCGGCUGCCGCGGUGUCCUCUGCAUCAAGCUACGUGGGUGAGGUCUACGGGUCGGCCUCCUCGACCGCCCAGGCAUAUGCCACACAUGUGCCUAAUGUUGAAGAUGUCAUGGAGAACGCCAACCAGCAACUCAGCUCAGCCGUCGAGGCUGCAGCCGAUGCCUAUUCCACUGCCUCCGUCCACGUGAGUGAGGCUGUCUACGGAAAGGAGUCUGGCUACGUUGAUGUCGCCAAGGAUGCCAUCGAGGACAUCCAGUCGAAGGCCAGCGCCGCAAUUUACGGCGAGCCCGGAGCAGUGGAAAGCGCCACAAGCCACCUUGCCGCUGCCGUCGAGAGCGCCCAGUCCCAAAUAGCUGAUCUGGCAUCUAGCGCAAACAGCGCUGCAUCCGAAGCCGCCGAGACAGUUGCAUCUCACGUCGAGGAUACGACUAGCAGCAUUAAGGCUGCUGCUUCUUCCAAGGAUGAGCUGUAA
Penicillium argentinense is the source of this 3474-nucleotide messenger RNA. RefSeq lists its product as uncharacterized. Gene Ontology annotation, biological process: protein transport. The coding region runs from base 1 to 3474 and encodes 1157 amino acids. The record is from RefSeq and is a predicted model, not a curated record. The transcript is spliced from 2 exons. NCBI's taxonomy places the organism in Eukaryota, Fungi, Ascomycota, Eurotiomycetes, Eurotiales, Aspergillaceae.